Molecule: messenger RNA, 1655 nt
Organism: Phoenix dactylifera (date palm)
Lineage: Eukaryota; Viridiplantae; Streptophyta; Magnoliopsida; Arecales; Arecaceae
Source: RefSeq, a predicted model, not a curated record
CCGUCGGAUCAUCCACAGCUCAUAUGUUUAAAUUUCUCCCGCGUUCGAUUCAGCGCUCCGAACUCCGUCAGUUACCCUCUCAACACAUCUAAAAGCGAAAUGGGAUCUGACGGUUGGUGAGCGCGAGGGAUACAACCGGGUCCUCGGCCCCUAAAAUCCCGACGCCCAUCCCGGCGCUGAAACCCUUGUCAUUUUCUCCAAGCGUUCCCCAACACCAUUGCCGAUAACAUGGCGAAGAACAUGGAUUCUUGAAGGUCUUGCCACUAGCCUUUCCCCCGGACGUCCUCACCCUUAACAUCCUCAUCAACUGUUACUGCGAGUCGGGCAUUGGACGCCAGGUGUUCGACGAAAUAAGAUUCUGGUCUUACUCUCCGAAUGUGAUAUUGCAAUACUCUGAUCAAGGGCUACUGCGUAAAAGGCAGGGUCUUCGAUGCGUUUGGCCUUCUGCGUGGGCUGACGGAGAACGGGCCGAGCCCUAAUAGCAGAACCUAUUCAAUCUUGAUUGAUUUUGUUUGCAGUAAUUCGAUUUCAGAAUUGGGCUUGCGUUUGAUUUCUUAAAUGCUGAGAGUUGGAUUGGUUCCGAGUGUCGUUGCUUACAAUUGUGUCUCAGCUGGUCUCUGCAGUGAUCGGAAGAUGAAGUUGGCGAAGAUGCUUUGCACUAGGAUGGUCAACUUGGGAGUUAAGGGAAAUGUGGUAACAUAUACUGGCUUUAUAAAUGGAUUGUGUCAGGAGAGGCAAUUAGUUGAAGCAAAAUUGCUUUUUUAAUGAAAUAUCAGAGAAGGGCUUCUCUCCAAAUGUCAUAACUUAUUGUAAUAACCCAGAACCUCACCCAAAAAGGCUAGUCAGAAGGCAUUUUUUGGAUUUCUUAGUUUUGUAUAAGUGUCCAAAAUCUCCUCACCAAAUAACCGAUGUGGGACUAAACACAUGCCCGCAUGGAUCCUCACACUUACAAUGCUCUAAUUCAUGGACUAUGCGAGGUUGGGCAACUGGAAGAGGCCAUAGGAAUGAUCCAAGAGAUGCUCUGUCGUGGUCUCAAUCCGAAUGUCGUCACAUACACAGGAGUCAUAGGGAGACUCUGUAAAGAGGGGAGAGUAGAUGAGGCAUUGAGGCUUUUUGACAUGAUGAUUCAAAAAGGGGCAGGCCCUAAUGAGUUCACUUAUUGUACCCUGCUAAAUUGGUUAUGUAAAGGAGGGCGACUUGAGGAAGCAAUCGGGCUCUUUUGCCAGAUGGAAGAGAGAGGAUUCAGUAAUAAUCUUGUUGCUUAUAAUAUUUUGAUCUGUGGAUUUUGCAAAAUGGGUAACAUGGACAAAGCAAGGAAGCUUCUCCAGGAGAUUAGAAGGAAAGGAACCAAACCUGUUGUGAUCACUUAUUACACCUUGAUGGAUGGGUACUGUAAGAUUGGGAACAUUGAGGCUGCACAGGAUUUAUUAUGUGAUAUGGAAAGGCAGGGUCUAAGACCAAAUGUGGUGAGUUACAAUACUUUAAUAUCUGGUUUUUGUAAGGUAGGUGAUCUCAAGCAUGUGCAAAUUUGGUGGAAGAAAUGGCCCAUAAAGGAGUGGAGCUUGAUGUUGUAAGUUAUAGCAUACUUUCAGAUGGCAUGUGUAAGGCUGGCAGGUGCCAAUAUACAGAGGAUUUGCUGCGUCAUAUGGUAGAGA